AGUUAUCUAAAUAUUAUUCCAUAGACAUUUUUUAUUUUAAUGUUACUUGUAUUGCUCUUAUUCUGGAACCAACAUGAUCAGGUUGGAAACAUGAUACGAAGGUCAUAUUGUUGAAAAGAAAAAACUACAUAGUCUGAAGUGAAUAUAAAAGAUAAAAUAAAAUUAACUUGAGUAUUUUAUUCAAUCCGAUAUGUCGAGAGUGAUGAUUCUACAACCUUAUAUUCAAUCAUUCCAUUAAAUUAGCAAAGUAUAUAUCACUGGUAAAUUUAAUAAUAGUAAUUAAUCAAAUUUAAUAGAAAGAUAUUUGAUAUAAACAGCUAUCAGAUUAAAAGAAAAAAAUUAAAAAAAAGCGUAGUAUUUCUAUUGUUAGAAGCACAUACACGUGUAUUGUCAGAAGGCUCGACUUAGCUUCUACCAAUGAGAAGCUCAUAUGAUCGGCACACCUUCCUCACCAAUGGCAACGCUCACCAAUUGAGUCAUUUUUCCAUGUGGUUUACAUUUGUGCAUGUAUGAGAAAUCCCACUAUAUUGCCAACAAGAAACAGCUAAUUUCAACAGUAGUAAGUCUCAGUAAGACUUAGUAACUGUAGUUUUAAUAACUGGUUACACGUUUUUUUUUUUUUUUUCAAAGUAGAUUUUUCAAAUCAAUCAUCAUUUAGUGUAUGUGAUAAAUCAUUAUUCUUCAGAAUUUUUAAUAUGUUCCAGACAAUUCAGGGUCUAAAUGCUCGGUUGUUGUUUGCAAUCACUGCCGCGGCAUUGGGUUCGGCAUUUCAACAUGGUUAUAAUACUGGUGUUGUUAAUUCACCCCAAGAGAUAAUAAAAACAUGGAUUGGUGAAGUUAAAUCUAAUAGAACUAAUGAAACAGUUACUGAAGACGAAGUAACAGGAAUAUGGUCAAUCGCAGUUUCUAUUUUUUGCAUUGGUGGUAUGAUUGGUGGAGCUCUAGUCGGUACGAUAGCUGAUAAUUUUGGACGCAAAGGAGGUCUUCUACUCAAUAAUAUUCUAGUUCUCAUAACUGUGCUUUUUGAGGGAUUCUGUAAAAUAGCUGGCAGUUAUGAAAUGAUUAUAAUUGGUCGACUUGUAAUCGGUAUAAAUGCUGGAUUUAAUGCUGGACUAACACCUAUGUAUCUAGCAGAAAUAUCACCAAUGCAUUUGCGAGGAGCUGUUGGCACAGUUUAUCAACUUAUUAUCACCAUUUCUAUCUUAGUCGCACAAAUUUUGAGUAUGGAUAAACUCUUUGGAACAGUCGAACAUUGGCCACUUUUGCUCUGCUUAACUAUUAUACCAGCUAUCUUCCAAUGUGCUACUCUACCGAUUUGUCCAGAAAGUCCAAAGUAUCUGUUACUCAGCAAGGGACGAGAAGUAGAUGCCCAAAGAGCACUAUCAUGGCUUCGGAAUACUAAUGAAGUUUACGAAGAAAUGGAAGAAAUGAAAUCUGAAUAUGAAUCUAUGAAAUUAGUACCGAAAGUUACAUUAAAAGAAAUACUAGUUAAUCCAGCUUUGAGAAUUCCAUUGAUUAUAUCUUUGAUGGUGAUGUUGGCUCAACAACUCUCUGGUAUCAACGCUGUCAUGUUCUUCUCAGAUAAAAUAUUCAGAUUGGCAGGUUUAGGAGAAGCAGCUCAAUCAGCAACACUUGGUGUUGGAGCUAUGAAUGUUUUAAUGACUCUAGUAUCUCUCGUACUUGUUGAAAAAUACGGACGUAAGACUCUGCUUUUAAUCGGUUUUGGUGGAAUGGUGAUUGAUACAGCUUUACUCACUAUUUGCAUCGGUUAUGCUCAAUCAGGCAACGCAGCAGCAUCUUACUGUUCUAUCAUUUUCGUCAUCAUGUUUGUGGUUAUUUUUGCCAUUGGACCCGGAAGCAUACCUUGGUUCUUAGUCUCCGAACUCUUCAAUCAAUCAGCAAGACCUGUCGCUACUUCAAUAGCUAUUGCUGUUAACUGGGGAGCUAACUUCAUCGUCACUGUAUCAUUCCUGCCGUUGACAAAACUUUUAGAUACAAAUGUAUUUAUAAUUUUUGUUGUCAUUCAAGCUCUUUUCACAGUUUUCAUUUGGAAGAAAGUACCAGAAACGAAAAACAAAACAAUUGAAGAAAUUAGUAGCAUGUUUAGACAAAUAUCUUAUCAGUAAUGAAAUAGAUUAGAUUUUAAGUAUGAAAUCUUAAUGAAUAUUAUAAAAUGGAUUGAAGGGGAUCAAUUAAUGAUAAAUUGAUCCUUAGAUAAGUCUCACAGUUCAUCAUUUUACAUAGAAUAAGCUUUUUAUUGAUUACAAUAAUUUUUUUAUAUAUGCAUAUGAAAUAUGUUGAACUGGAAAAUAUUAAUAUCACUGAUUUUUUCAAUUGUAAUCAACAAAUUAAUUCCUUAAUAAUUUUGAACUGAAAUUUUUAUAUUUGACAGUAGAUAUAUUAUUGUCAAAUAUAAAAUUACAUACUAAUGACAGGCAGACUCAAGAUAGAUCAAGGCUCUAAUUAUAGAAUAUAAAAUCAAACGAUUUUAACUCUAGUCAUCAACUCGAUUCACUUUUUAUUUUAAUUCAGAUUUUAAAUAUUUUUUACAUUAAUAAUUUAGCAGUUUUUAUCAAAUUGAAAAGAAAACCAGACGUCGUCAAAGUUCAUUGAAUGAUAGUAUUUUGGAGCAAGUCCAGCAGAGACUUGAUACCAUAUUAGGCUGAUUUAUUAUCGAUUGUGGCGAUUUUAUUGUUUUUAGUAUUUUCAUCGAUAACUAUUGGAGAUUAUUUAAGAUAAACAACGAAAAGCAUUGCUUGUAUGAAGCUUACUAUAUGAUAAUUUUAUUAUAUGAACUGUUUCUCAUAGCAAAUAAUGUUCGUUGUAUUAUCUUAGUGUACAAAUGUGGAGUAAUUGUAACAGUAUACAUGUAGUUAUCUACUCAUAAAUGUUCCUGUCAUGGUUAUUGUAAAUAUAGAGUGGAUGUUGGUAAUAUUAUUAUACUUGAAUACAGAGAAAAUUCGUUAAAUCUAUUUUUGAAUGAGAUAUCGAAUUAUCGUGUACAAUUGUUAUGAUGACAAUUCCAUUAAGCAAUUAUAAAUCUCAUUAUAUUUAAAAAGAAUAAUUUAAUGAUGUUAUUCACUGUUUUCAAGUUAGAUCAUUAAAUUAUAAUUUUAUAAUGAAUUAAAUACUCAUUCAUAGUUAGAUUAGUUUAUUAUGAUAAUAUUGCACUAUAAUUUUUUCAUUAAAUG
This is a messenger RNA of Chelonus insularis, 3191 nucleotides long. Its product is annotated as solute carrier family 2, facilitated glucose transporter member 1-like. The transcript has 4 exons. Gene Ontology annotation, molecular function: hexose transmembrane transporter activity. Gene Ontology annotation, biological process: monosaccharide transmembrane transport. Lineage: Eukaryota; Metazoa; Arthropoda; Insecta; Hymenoptera; Braconidae. The record is from RefSeq and is a predicted model, not a curated record. Bases 696 to 2126 code for a protein of 476 amino acids. Gene Ontology annotation, cellular component: membrane.